This is a messenger RNA of Rhinichthys klamathensis goyatoka, 943 nucleotides long. It is a transcript of the gene surf2, whose product is annotated as surfeit 2. The record is from RefSeq and is a predicted model, not a curated record. The transcript has 6 exons. NCBI's taxonomy places the organism in Eukaryota, Metazoa, Chordata, Actinopteri, Cypriniformes, Leuciscidae. The coding region runs from base 120 to 929 and encodes 269 amino acids.
CGACAUGUGCAGCAAAACAGAAGCGGUUAAUGUUUAGAGUGUGUUUUAAAGCGGUUUUGUGAUAUUUGCUUCAAUAGCAGGUUUUCCUCAUAUGAUAUAGAUGUUUUAUUUAUCCCGUCAUGGAGGAUUUACCCGGAGAUUUGAGAGCGUUUCUACAGAAGCAUCCUUGUUUUCAACUCACAGACUCCAAGAAGAUUAAGUGCACACUGAACGACCACGAGUUUCCCUGCAGCCUCGAUGAACUACAACACUUCACAUCAGGGAAGAAAUACAAGAAACUGAGCGCUGAGGUGGAGUUUGACUACAGGCAGUACGAGCCCCAUGUAGUCAGCAGCACUAAACAGCCUAAUCAUCUCUUCUGCAAACUCACGUUACGCCACAUCAACCGCGUUCCUCGACAUGUUCUUCGCCACGUCACCGGCAAGCGCUACAGGAAGGCUCUAGAUCAGUAUGAGGAGUGUGUGCGUCAGGGUGUGAAGUUUGUCCCGGUCCAGCUCCGGCAGAAGAAGAGAGCAGCAGUGUGUGACGAGGCCUCAGGAAGUGACAAACGGCCCACAGGAAGUGACAAACGAGCCACAGGAAGUGAUAAACGAGCCACAGGAAGUGAUAAACGAGCCAGCAGGAAGGAGGACAGUGGCGUCUGGGCUCCAGGUUCGAGUGACGUGGAGGACAGCGACUCUGAGGACAGUCUGUCUGACCUUUAUCCACCUUCUCUCUUCAUUAAGAAGGAAGAGGAAGAGCAGAACAUGAAAGAGGAAGAGGACUUUGAGACUGAUGAUGAUGAUGAGGAAGAUGAAGUUUCUGAAAUGGAAGUAGAAAACCAGACACAGAAACGCAAAAAGCUUCCUCCUCCCGGCUCCACCAAGAGGUUUAAGAAGAACAGAAAGAAGAAUGGUUUUAAACAUGUUGGCAAAGUAAAUGGAAAAUAAAAAAGUUGAACUCA